AUGCACGCACGCGCCAUCAUUCUUGCCGCAGCUAUGGUGCUUCCCAUCAUAGCAGCACCUGUACCAGCACCAAUCAGCAGUAUCAGUCCGAUACCAACGGUCGAGCGUCGCAGCGAUUUUUCUGUAGCAAACCUUUUCCGAGAUCUCUUGAAGAGAGAGUCAGUGGUAGAGAUAACGCAUAAUUUUGGUGAACCAAACGAAGGUGUGAUUGAGACCAGCGUUGUCGAGGCCCGUCAAAGGAUGGGACGUUCCGUAGGUCGUGGUGAUCGCCGGGAUGCUGCAGCUCAGCCUGAGCCCAUCAAGUUCAACACCCCUGGCGGCCAUCGACGAGAUGCUGAAGCCGGAGGUAUCAAGUUCAACACCUCCGGUGGUCACCGACGAGACGCUGAACCCAUCAAGUUUAACACCCCUGGCGGUCAUCGACGAGAUGCUGAAGCCGGAGGUAUCAAGUUCAACACCUCCGGUGGUCACCGACGAGACGCUGAACCCAUCAAGUUUAACACCCCUGGCGGCCAUUGA
Molecule: messenger RNA, 519 nt
Organism: Alternaria atra
Lineage: Eukaryota; Fungi; Ascomycota; Dothideomycetes; Pleosporales; Pleosporaceae
Exons: 2
Coding region: 1-519 (172 amino acids)
Source: RefSeq, a predicted model, not a curated record